Penicillium expansum is the source of this 2673-nucleotide messenger RNA. Its product is annotated as ATPase, AAA-type, core. NCBI's taxonomy places the organism in Eukaryota, Fungi, Ascomycota, Eurotiomycetes, Eurotiales, Aspergillaceae. The record is from RefSeq and is a predicted model, not a curated record. The transcript has 4 exons. Gene Ontology annotation, molecular function: ATP binding; ATP hydrolysis activity. The coding region runs from base 1 to 2673 and encodes 890 amino acids.
AUGUGCAUGUCACAGUCAAAUCAACCGGACCAGCAAGUGCCCAUCAGUCCAGCCUUGGAGAAUUCCGAAAUCUCCACCGACCCGAAAUGUCUAUUUUUGACUCCUGAGGCAUCAAAAUCUAGCGGAUCAUCUUUGAACUUGAGCACAUCCGCCGAGAAUUUAAUCGGCGAAUGCGGAAAUAGCCUCGAAGAGAGACUUACGUUGGAUCCUAUGCCUUUCGUACCUCAACCCCUUGUGAAUAAUCCAUUUGAUCAAGCCCCGCAGAACGCGGAUGCCGAGUGGAGGAAGAGAAAGCAACGCGGCGAAACAAGCGAGGUGAUCGAUGAACUUAUGAACUACCAGGGAAUGCAGGCUGUCAAAGAGACCUUUCUAGCAGUCAAGUCUCACGUUGAUAUUUGCAAGAAACAAGGACGUGAUCCCAAGUUAGAUCGAUAUAACAUUGUCUUCCAAGGAAACCCAGGAACAGGGAAAACAACCGUCGCACGUCUAUACGCCAAAUUACUACACGAGAUCGGGAUUUUAGAUUGCGAUUAUGUCAAAGAGACUUCCGGAGUCAUUCUGGCUGCUAGAGAUACUUUGUACCUCAAACGCAAACUCAAAAGGAUGCUUUUCAAUGGUGGCGUACUUUUUAUCGAUGAGGCCUAUCAGCUUGUGUCACCCCAUGCGGAUAUACAGGGCAAGCGAGCCCUUGACCUCAUUCUCAAGACCAUGGAAGACAACAUUGGUCGGUUGGUGGUGAUAUUCACAGGUCAUAAAGAAGAGAUGGAGGCUUUUUUUGAGCACCAACCUGGUCUCCCUGGUCGAAUCCCCAACAUUGACAGUCAAUACCACGGGCAGAUGAAGGUCGAGGGUGGCUUCGAUGGACUGGCGAUGCGUAUAGCCAUUCAAAGGCUUGCGGAAAGCUCCAAUUCAAGGUCCUUUGGGAAUACGCGUACUGUUGAUAACCUGAGCACCCAGAUCUCACGACGACAAAGCCAGCGUUUAUGCCAGAUGGCAACAAGCAAUCCUCAGAAUGACCCAGACUACCUGCUCUUUACUCAGGAUGACAUUAUUGGACCUGAACCUUUGAAGGCCGGAAAUAACAGCGCAGCAAUGACACAUUUGCAGAGCCUGGUUGGAAUUGAUAACGUCAAGAAAUACGUCCAGAGCAUGGUGCGAUUAAUGCAGGCAAAUUAUCAACGAGAGCUGCGUGGGAUAAAGCCACGCCGUCUUCCUCUCAAUCAGCUGUUUGUUGGGCAGCCAGGAACUGGGAAGACUACUGUUGCCAGACUUUAUGGCAGCAUUCUUGCAGACUUAGGUAUUUUGAGCCGAGGUGAUGUGGUUCUCAAAACACCUGCAGAUUUCAUCGGUGACUGUGUUGGAAAGUCUGAGAGACUUACUCAGAAAAUUCUCGACGCAUCUGUUGGCAAAGUGCUAGUGAUUGAUGAGGCCUAUAUGCUUGACCCUGGCGACCCUGGUAGAGAACAAGAUCGAUUCAAAACAGGAGUACUUGACACGAUCGUUGCCAAUAUCCAGGGAUCGCCUAACGAAGAUCGGUGUAUUAUCAUGGUGGGUUAUGAAGAUCGAAUCACGGAUAUGUUUCACCAUGCAAAUCCUGGAUUACGGCGGCGCUUCAACAUAAACAACAUGUGUAGGUUUGAAAACUACAACAUAUCGCAACUUGAUCAGAUUCUCAGUCUCAAGAUGAGGGAACAGGAUCUCACUUGUACUCCAGAGGCCAGGAAAGUCGCUCAUGAUAUACUCCAGCGAGCAUCCACGCGCCCGAGUUUUGCAAAUGCCAGUGAAGUUGAAAGCUGCCUCGCCCAGGCAAAGGCAAAUUUUGAGGCUCGCUUAAAUUCUCAGGAGCUGGAAGAUGUUCUCUUUGACGACACACUCCAAGCACAUGACUUUGAUAAAGACCUUGAUCGAACCAAGCUUGAUUGUCGGGAUCUGCUUGAAGGGGAAGUGCAAGAAAGUGUUAUACAGAAAUUCAUCAGUUACCAGACCCGAUUUCAUGCAGCAAAGCAACGUGGUCUGGAUGUAGGGUUUUUGGUACCCACAAGAUUUAUCUUCAAGGGACCCCCAGGAACUGGAAAAAGGACGACUGCUCAAGCCAUGGGCCGCUUCUUUUACAAUAUUGAAUUGCUUCCGACGGAUGAGGUUCUCCAGUAUUCGACAGUUGAUUUUGUUGGUGAGUAUGUUGGUAGCACCCCACCCAAAACAAGAAAGCUACUUGCCAAAGCGCUUGGCAAAGUUGUUUUUAUCGAUAAUGUCGAUCGCCUGGGUGCUGGCCAUUACGAAACUGAGGCUGUCAAUGAAAUUGUCCACUUUCUCAACCAACGAGCCCACGAUGGAAAGAUUGUGGUUAUCCUUGCUGGGGGGAACGCAGAGAUCAAUAGUUUGUUUUCUAAACAUUCUAAUCUUGCUGGACCCUUUCCUGAAGAGAUGGAGUUCAAUGGACUUUCUGCCAAAACCUGCAUCUCACUUUUGGAUCGAAAACUUCGAAGCAAAGGUAUUGAUAUCGAGCCAACACUUCAAUCGGCCGGUAUAGAUUGUCACGACCUCAAACUAGAGAUGCUGUUCGAAAAGAUGCAAUAUCUGUCUGAUUGGAGGAAUUCUCACGACGGGAAUUAUCUCGCCAAUGAGAUACUUGGCAAGUCUCUUGAAUCAAUGGGCUCCGGCAAUGCCCUUUAA